AUGUCGUCCAACCCGUUCCGCAGGGGAGACAGAGACAUCGGGAGGCGAUCCCCGGGCGGCAGGAAGGUGCGGGUGCAGUCGCCGCCGCGCGUGCCGUCCGCGCCGGAUGCCGGCCUGGACCCCUUUGACAGGGCCUCUGCCGACGGCUCCACGACCGAGUCGCAUCCAGGGAACGGCGGCUUCCCAGCGAACCCGUUCAGCAGGACACUGCGAGACAUGGAGGGCGAGGGCUCCGGCAAGCCGCCGACGCGGCGGCAGGACGAGGAAGCAGAGGAGGGGGAAGGGGAGGCGGCAGCGGCAGCAACAACGGCGGCGGGCCGCAAGUCGCUCAACGUCGACUCCUUCAAGCGCCUGCUCAUGACGGGCAGUGCGGGGGACGACGCACCCUCUGCACCGGGCGCGACGUCUCGAGUCGCUGCUGACGACGACGACGACGACGACGAUGAUGACCAAGAUGACCAAGAUGACGACGAAGAUGACGACGACCACGACGACGUGCUCCACGUCAACGGGGAGAGGAAACCACCACCCCCUCCGCCGAGCUCCAGACACGGCACGUCGCCGCGGCCGCGUCAACAGGGCGCACCGACACCGGCGCCCCCGUCGCCGACCAGCCCGAGCGGCUGCCAGGACUCCCUGCCCGGCCAGCCCGGCCUGCCCGGCCAGCACCCCGGCGCGGCUCUGGCGGCCCGGCCAGAGCACGGCAGCCGGAGAUGGGCUCCCGCGCCGCCUCCCCCCCGAGCACCGCGCGCACCACCCGACAGCAGGAGCCGGGGCGACCAACAAGCACCGGCACCGCCCGACGCCUCCAGGCCACGAGGCACCUCUGCCCCUGCCCCUGCUGCCGCUCCCGCUCCUCCUCCUCCCCGACGGCCGCCGCCUGCCGGCCAGACACCCGCCCCCCGUCCCCCAAGCCUCACCAACCUCGACGCACCGUCCCGUCGCCCGUCCUCGGAAUCCAAGCCGCCGCCGCCGCCGCCGCCGCCGCCGCGAAACCGCCCCGGCGCCGAGGCAGCCUCCCCCCCCGACCCCGGCAAGAGCACCGCCCUCCUGGCCGACCUGCAUGCCCUGCAGAGAGAAGUCGAUGCUCUGCGGGGCAAGAUGCGGUGA
Molecule: messenger RNA, 1110 nt
Organism: Ustilaginoidea virens
Lineage: Eukaryota; Fungi; Ascomycota; Sordariomycetes; Hypocreales; Clavicipitaceae
Exons: 1
Coding region: 1-1110 (369 amino acids)
Source: RefSeq, a predicted model, not a curated record